This is a messenger RNA of Durio zibethinus, 3321 nucleotides long. The record is from RefSeq and is a predicted model, not a curated record. NCBI's taxonomy places the organism in Eukaryota, Viridiplantae, Streptophyta, Magnoliopsida, Malvales, Malvaceae.
CCUACUUUUAUAUAAAAAAUUUCAUUUAAAUUUUAUCUUACAUACUAUAUUUUCCUGACUUGAACAUUAGUAUGCGUCUAAAAAUCCUACUUUCGACAUCUCAGACUAGCAUCUCUAACUAUCUCUCUAUUUCACAUCACACGAACUUUCAAGUCAAUUAUCCAACCAACUUUUCAAGCAAGCUCCCGCUCACCAAACCCAAAACACUUCAUCAAUAUUGUUAAAUUUGGAGUAUUUAAAAUUCUAAAUUUAACUUACGCACAGGUAAGUACUGCAAUUCAAUAUUUCAAACAGAGUCUAGUAAGCAGUUUUGGCAAACUCAACACUAAAAGACUAAAACCAAGUUGAACUCGUCUCUGACGUGAGGCACAUGAAAUUAUUAGCUUGGACUGGCUAAAAGUACAAACAUCCAUUUCUGCCAUUUCUUGCUGGAAGGAAAGGCUUCAAUAUGUGCAGGACAAUAGAGAAUAGAAAAAAGCAUAAAAAGUUAGAGCUGAGUCAAGUGGAUGUAACAGGAAAACCGAGGCUAACUAACGUUUUAAUUUGUAAGCUGCAAAUAGUGAAUUUGCAAAAGGAAAAAGUUGCAACCAUUUGUUUGCUUACUUGGGACAAUGUGAUCCACCUAAUCCAAACUCGUUUGUCCGAAGUAGCUGCAACAGGGGCAAGGCUUGGCUCACCUUCUCCCUAUAUAUUUAAGUACCCAGACACCCACUGCCUCACCUUUCACUCUAUCCUCCAAACUCUGUUUCCCUGUUUCUCUAGGAAAGAAUUUUUUGCUGGAGCAAGCAAAUCCGAGGAAACUAAUUAGAUUUUCUUUGUUGGGGUGAGUUUCAUUUUCAUAAUGGCUGGGACUGGAGUGUUCGCGGAGAUACUGGACGGAGAUGGUUACAAGUACUAUGCUGAUGGAGAAUGGAAAAAGUCUUCUUCUGGAAAAACUGUUGCUAUUAUCAACCGAACUACGAGAAAAACUCAGUAAAAGUUCAAGGUUAAACAGCUAACAUGUAAAAUCACUGGUUUCUGCUAAUCAAGUAAUCAUACAUCCAUGCUCUCAUUUUAAAAUUUUCUCAUCAAGUUUUGCUUUUCUUUAGAAGAAUGGAGUGUUUUUCUCUUCGUUCCUUUUUAAUUAGCUAAUUGAAAACUUAAGUUUGCUUCGUGUGGUAAAUCGAUUUCUUUGUUGUCUUUUGUGGUGCUUUAUAUUGAUCAAGGUGAUAUAGUUAUGUAAUAUACCAAAACCUGAGCCUUAACUGUGAUUCUAUUUGUUUGUCAAAAAUCAAAACAAAGAAAUGAGAAAGAAAUGUUACCCACAAAAGUCUGGUAUCUUCAGGUUUGUUAACUUAGGGAAAUUCAUUAUUUAUGGUGCUGAAACAGCUUGUACACAAGAAGAGGUAAACAAAAUAAUGGAAUCAGCAAAAAUUGCGCAAAAAUCAUGGGCUAAGACUCCACUUUGGAAGCGAGCAGAGCUCCUUCACAGAGCUGUUGCCAUCCUAAAGGAGCAUAAAGCACCAGUUGCUGAAUGCCUGGUUAAAGAAAUUGCUAAACCAGCCAAAGAUGCAGUUACCGAGGUUGUGAGGUCCGGGGAUCCGGUUUCUUACACUGCUGAAGAGGGGGUUAGGAUUCUUGGUGAAGGAAAAUUCCUGGUAUCUGAUAGUUUUCCCGGGGAUGAAAGAACCAAAUAUUGCCUCACCUCCAAGAUUCCACGUGGAGUGGUUCUAGCCAUUCCACCAUUUAACUAUCCUGUCAACCUGGCAGUUUCAAAAAUUGCACCAGCAUUAAUUGCUGGGAACUCCCUUGUGCUCAAGCCACCAACACAUGGUGCUGUUUCUGCUCUUCAUAUGGUGCACUGCUUUCAUCUGGCUGGUUUCCCCAAAGGGCUCAUCAGCUGUGUGACAGGGAAAGGCUCUGAGAUUGGUGACUUCCUUACUAUGCAUCAUGGAGUUAACUGUAUAAGCUUUACUGGUGGAGACACUGGUAUUGCUAUCUCAAAGAAGGCAGGAAUGAUCCCUCUUCAGAUGGAGUUGGGAGUAAAAGAUGCCUGUAUCGUACUUGAGGAUGCUGACUUAGAUUUGGUUGCUGCAAACAUAAUAAAAGGAGGAUUUUCUUACAGUGGCCAAAGAUGCACUGCUGUUAAGGUUAUCUUGGUGAUGGAAUCCGUUGCUGAUGUUCUUGUGGAAAAGGUGAAGGCUAAAGUGGCAAAGUUAACAGUUGGGCUGCGGGAGGAUGACUGUGACAUCACACCCGUUGUGUCGGAGUCAUCUGCAAAUUUCAUUGAAGGGCUGGUCAAGGAUGCUAAAGUGAAAGGAGCUACAUUUUGUCAGGAGUACAAAAGGGAUGGCAAUCUUAUCUGGCCAUUGUUGUUAGACAAUGUUCAACCUGAUAUGAGGAUUGCAUGGGAGGAACCAUUUGGACCAGUUUUGCCAGUAAUAAGAAUCAAUUCUGUUGAGGAAGGAGUCCACCAUUGCAAUGCUAGUAACUUUGGACUCCGGGGAUGUGUCUUCACUAAGGAUGUCAAUAAAGCAAUAUUAUCAGUGAUGCAAUGGAGACGGACGGUUCGGAUAAAUUCUGCACCAGCUCGUGGACCAGAUCAUUUCCCAUUCCAGGGUCUUAAAGACAGUGGAAUCGGGUCACAAGGGAUUACCAACAGCAUUAACAUGAUGACAAAGAUCAAGACCAUCGUCAUCAAUUUACCAACCCCAUCUUACACCAUGGGUUAAUACAUGAUCUCACCACUUGUUAUCUUAGCUGAGAUGUUAAAUUUGUGUUUAGACUUCAUUGCCAUAUGACAUUCAGUGAAAAAAGUACGAAUAAUGGAGAAACGCAAAUUUGAACAUGAAGUUUAACUCGGUUUAUGUAAUUAUUUUUAAGAAGUAUCAUCCAGUAGGUUUGGGGUUUAAAUCUCAGCAUCUCUUCCCCUAUCUUUAGGCUGUGACCUCAUGGAGACAUGCAAAUUUGCAUCCAGCUAUAUUGUAUGUUAUCAGGUGUGCCUAAGUUUCUGCUACACUUUGAAGACCUAGGAGGGAAAUUGAAUUUGUUAUUACUGCAUUGCUUCUUUUUUGAAGCAUGGUCAAAGUAGAAAGAAAAGCUUUGAAUGAACUGAUUGAACCCUCAUAAUUAUGGAGUAGUGUGUGCCUGUUUUCUUGACCAAAGAACAAAAUGAUGCAGCCAAUGGACAUUCUAACGUAUGAGAGGCGUCAAGGGGCCUCUAUUUCUCAUCCAUAUCCUCGUCAUCCUGAUUCCUGCAUCAUCAAUUGUUCAUGAUUUUUCAUCCGGGGAGGAUUACGUUCUGAAACUACAAAGUCUUUGUUUAUUGCACUCCACUUGACA